AUGGCCAAGAACUUGGGCGCAGAUGUCGAGAAGCGCGAAGCUGUUAAGCAGGCUUUUCUCUAUAAUUAUGACAACUAUGAGAAGUAUGCCUUCGGCAACGACACGCUCGCUCCCGUCACCAAGAAGGGCCAAAACACCAACGGCAUCCUAGGCGCGUGGGGCGCAACAAUCUACGACUCCCUCUCGACAAUGAUCGUCAUGGGUCUCCCCGAUUCUGACCCUCGCUUCAGCCGCGCAAUGGACUUUGUAUCCAAGAUCGACUUCUUCAACACCACAGGUGGGGACCCACCAGGAGUCGUCUCCCUUUUCGAGCUAACCAUCCGCGCUCUAGGCGGGAUGCUCUCUGCUCGCGAUUUGCUCGAGGACAAGGGAAGACACGUACCGAGCUUCUUGGUCAACCAGUCUAGGAAUCUGGCAGAGACGUUCAUGCCGGGAUGGGUGCACGCUAUCCCCUUCAACUACGUGAAUGUUACGGCCAAGAAACCGCAAGACUUGAAGGCGACGGCCAACUAUGCCGAGGCGGGUACCAUCCAACUUGAGUGGUCGCGCCUGUCCGACGUCACUGGGGACGAGAAGUAUCGCAAGCUCGUCUACGGUUCUGAGAUGGCGCUGAUCAGGGCGAAGGAGGAGUUGCCUGGCUUGCCAGGCCAGCAGAUCUGGCCCCAGAAUGGGACCCACGUCGAUUCGCUUGCUGGGCGCUACGUGACUUGGAGUGGCGGUACGGACUCGUACUUUGAGUACCUCCCCAAAUGGACGCUCAUGCAGGGCAACUCUGCCGACCCUCUGCUGCUUCGCAAAUUCACCCAAGCAGUCGAAACGACGCAGAAGCGCCUGCUCAUCAAGAGCGGCGUGGCUAACCACACCUUCCUCAGCGAUUACUCGUCCGACCUUGGUGGCAACGUCUAUCGCACAUCUGGGCUGGCUUGCUUCACAGGUGGUUCCUGGGCGCUAGGAGGUAAGAUGCUGGGCAGGGACGACUUUCUGCAGCGGGGCCUGGAGCUGGCCGAGAGUUGUGGCCGGACUUAUUUGGGGACCGCCACGGGUAUUGGGCCAAGUCAUUUCGGGUAUCGUGAUAAACAGGGGAAGCUGCAUGGCUACCGCAAGGUUAUCUCUGAGGGUAAGGAAGCCUUCUACCGCGAGCACGGCUACUUCCCUAUGGAUAAUGGGGGAGGCCAUGCUCCUGAGACGAUCGAAUCCAUCUUCUAUGCGUGGAGAGUCACCGGCCAGCAAUUCUGGCGCGACAUGGGGUGGGAGAUGUUCCAGAGUCUGAGGAGGUUCUUGGACACCAAGACAGGAUGGGCUAUGAUGGCCGAUGUGAACGAUCAGGCUGGCGACUGGGAAGACGAUCAGGGCAGUUACCUGUACGCCGAGGUGCUCAAGUACUACUACAUGCUCUUCGACGAUCCCGCCAACCUCUCGCUGGAUGAAUGGGUGCUCAACACCGAGUGCCAUCCAUUGAAGCUGCGCAACGAUCGCUCCAAGUUUCCACGCAUCCAGUACAACGGUCCUGGCGCCAAGCCUUUCCCCUACGUUCCCCUCGGCGACACCAACGUAGAGAGUGGGGAAAGGGCCCUCAGCCCGACUCCCACAGUUAAGGGUCCGUUUGACUUCAAGAUGGAGAAUCACCCGGGCACGCAGGCCGGCGUGGAGAUGAUGGAGCAAGUCUAUGGCAUGCCCGUCGAGGUGGCAAAGGCCCAGUACUCGCCGCGUCCUCUGGCGGUGAAUGUGUAG
Messenger RNA from Jaminaea rosea, 1731 nucleotides. Its product is annotated as seven-hairpin glycosidase. Gene Ontology annotation, biological process: N-glycan processing; carbohydrate metabolic process. Gene Ontology annotation, cellular component: Golgi membrane; endoplasmic reticulum. NCBI's taxonomy places the organism in Eukaryota, Fungi, Basidiomycota, Exobasidiomycetes, Microstromatales. The coding region runs from base 1 to 1731 and encodes 576 amino acids. Gene Ontology annotation, molecular function: mannosyl-oligosaccharide 1,2-alpha-mannosidase activity; calcium ion binding. The record is from RefSeq and is a predicted model, not a curated record. The transcript has 6 exons.